UAGGCCGACGGAUAUGAGGCCCUGAGCUCUCUUUUUAUCCGCCUUUUAUCUUCUCUCUUUCCCUCAUCUCUCUCUCUCUCUCUGAAUCAGAAGUAGAGAAGAGCGGAAGAAAAACUUGCAUCCAUGGCAAUUACGGCCACAGCCACCGCAACGGCCACUGCAGCAACUUCAACAAAGCUCCCCUUGACAUCCUCUUCCUCCUCGAUCUCUUCUCCUUCUGCUACUUCCAGUCUCUCAGUCUCCAAUGGCGCUUCCCGUACCAAGCGAGCCCUCGCCUCUAAAGCAGCUCCUCUCCUCUCCUCCUCCUUCACUAACCCCUCCAGCAUCUUCUGGUGGUCCGCUACCGCCACCACCACCACAUCAGCUGAGACUACGCGGCGGAGUCACCGCUCCCUGACGGUCAGAGCUGCUAGAGGGAAGUUCGAACGGAAGAAGCCUCACGUUAAUAUCGGUACAAUCGGCCAUGUCGACCACGGCAAGACCACUCUCACUGCUGCCCUAACGAUGGCCUUGGCCGCCGUUGGCAACAGUGCUCCCAAGAAAUACGAUGAAAUUGACGCUGCUCCGGAAGAGAGAGCCAGAGGUAUCACCAUUAACACUGCUCACGUCGAGUACGAGACUGAGAAGCGCCACUACGCCCACGUCGACUGCCCUGGUCACGCCGAUUAUGUCAAGAACAUGAUUACUGGUGCUGCUCAGAUGGAUGGCGCCAUCCUUGUUGUCUCCGGUGCCGAUGGUCCGAUGCCUCAGACCAAGGAGCACAUCUUGCUCGCUAAGCAAGUCGGUGUCCCCAACAUGGUUGUGUUUCUUAACAAGCAGGACCAGGUCGACGACGAGGAGCUUCUGCAGCUCGUUGAAUUGGAAGUACGUGAGCUCUUAUCAUCUUACGAAUUCCCCGGGGACGACAUUCCGAUUAUCUCCGGCUCGGCGCUACUAGCCCUGGAAGCCCUAAUGGCGAACCCCAGCAUCAAGAGAGGGGAGAAUCAGUGGGUUGAUAAAAUCUAUGAACUCAUGGAUUCUGUCGACAACUACAUUCCUAUCCCGCAACGGCAGACCGAUCUUCCAUUCCUCCUUGCUGUUGAAGAUGUCUUCUCUAUCACCGGCCGUGGAACUGUCGCUACUGGGCGUAUUGAGAGAGGAUCGAUUAAGAUUGGUGACACUGUCGACCUUGUUGGCCUCAAGGAGACGAGAAACACGACUGUUACCAGUGUAGAAAUGUUCCAGAAGAUCCUUGACGAAGCCUAUGCUGGGGAGAAUGUCGGUCUUCUUCUUCGAGGUAUUCAGAAGACUGAUAUCCAGAGAGGAAUGGUCCUUGCCAAGCCUGGCACCAUUACUCCACACACCAAGUUUGUUGCCAUUGUUUAUGUACUCAAGAAGGAUGAAGGUGGCAGACACUCUCCCUUCUUUGCUGGUUACAAACCUCAGUUCUACAUGAGGACUACCGAUGUUACUGGGAAGGUCGCACAGAUCAUGAAUGAUAAGGAUGAGGAAUCCAAAAUGGUUAUGCCGGGGGACCGUGUUAAGAUGGUUGUGGAGCUUAUUAUGCCGGUGGCUUGCGAGCAAGGUAUGCGGUUUGCCAUCAGAGAAGGAGGGAAAACUGUUGGUGCGGGUGUCAUCCAGUCUAUCAUUGAAUGAGAAUGUUUGCUUCUUUCCCGGCCAAUAAUAAACCUUGGCAUGGAGGCAAAUGAUUCCUUCACUUGUAGAAUAUUUUGGGACUUGAGCAAUCAAUAAUUACUUGCAGUUAAUGCAACUGGAUUUGCAUCGAGUCCUGAUUUUAGUGUCAUAUAGUUCAGCAGUUUUGCUCUUCUUCAACUUUAUAGUUUAGGUCAAUGAACUUGUUAUUUGAUUCUGUGUAUUUCCAAUUCUCUAUUUCCAAUUCUCUAUUUCUUGAUCUACUUUUUCAAA
Messenger RNA from Nelumbo nucifera (sacred lotus), 1905 nucleotides. RefSeq names its product elongation factor Tu, chloroplastic-like. Gene Ontology annotation, molecular function: GTPase activity; translation elongation factor activity; GTP binding. Gene Ontology annotation, biological process: mitochondrial translational elongation. The record is from RefSeq and is a predicted model, not a curated record. NCBI's taxonomy places the organism in Eukaryota, Viridiplantae, Streptophyta, Magnoliopsida, Proteales, Nelumbonaceae. Gene Ontology annotation, cellular component: mitochondrion.